Messenger RNA from Danio aesculapii, 675 nucleotides. RefSeq lists its product as uncharacterized. NCBI's taxonomy places the organism in Eukaryota, Metazoa, Chordata, Actinopteri, Cypriniformes, Danionidae. Gene Ontology annotation, molecular function: carbohydrate binding. The transcript has 8 exons. The coding region runs from base 10 to 675 and encodes 221 amino acids. The record is from RefSeq and is a predicted model, not a curated record.
AGCACAACCAUGGGCUUUGUUGGUGUUGUGCUUUUCUUAGUGCUGAUGCACUGCAGUUUGCUGACAUCUACAAAAUUUGCAGUUGUAAACUACACCACUGAGUUGAAUCAAUACACCCAAAUGACAUGCGUGAAUUCUGACCUUCAUCUACGUUGCGGUACUGGUGUGAUCUCUGUAAGAUCAGCAACAUUUGGUCGCCGAAGCACUGACACUUGUGGACCUGCGAGGCCACAAAAUUUCAUGCUUACUCUUCAGUGUUCAAGGGAUACUCCCCCAGUCGGUAAAUGGUGUAAUGGACUGUCAGACUGUGUAGUAAGCAAGGACAUACUUGCAAGUGAUCCAUGUAUUCAUGCCUUUAAGUACUACAUCACCACCUACACUUGCAUCCCAGCAAAGAUUAGUGUGACUUGUGAAGGUGGCCAAAGUACAUUGACGUGUGGUGGGCGUACCAAGAUUAAGAUAAUUGCUGCAAACUAUGGACGUACAGAUGAAACCACUUGCCCUACAAGACAUAGACACCAAAACAAUGACUGCCGUUCACCGAACUCACUGGCUAUAGUGUCAGACAGAUGUGAAGGGAGAAAUAAGUGCACCAUAUCAGCUUCCAAUGAUGUCUUCUCCGAUCCAUGUGUAAAAACCCGCAAGUACCUGUGGAUUGUCUACUACUGUGUGUAA